Molecule: messenger RNA, 213 nt
Organism: Acanthoscelides obtectus
Lineage: Eukaryota; Metazoa; Arthropoda; Insecta; Coleoptera; Chrysomelidae
Source: the annotation of a GenBank genome assembly
AUGUAUGCCGCAUCAACCAAGCUGUCUGAAUUAUGUUCCACAUCCACUGCAUCCACAUUGACGUUAUGUAAUAGAUAUAAUCAUAUUAUGCAAAUAACCUACAAGACUAAUCUGGACCUCGCCAUAUCGUCUACCAUAAGGCCAAAAGAACUGACACAUCAUGACAGAGGUAACAUUUUCGUAACUGCAGCUGUUGCUGUGAAGGAAAUAUAA